AUGGAAGCAGCGAAUAUUGCUUGCCUCUGCAUUAGAAUAUCAAAAAGGAAUGCGCCACCUUCUCACUACACGUUAAAGAUUGAGUCAUUCUCACAAUUGUGUAAAAUACUCAAGAAGACUGGACUUGAGAAGUACGAAUCUGAUGUUUUUGAAUCCGGCGGCUACAAAUGGAAAUUGGUGUUGUAUCCUUCUGGAAAUGUGAAAAGAGGUGGGAAUGAUCACAUCUCUCUCUACGUAGCAAUUGCUGAGGAAAAUGCAAUUCCUCCUGGAUCCCAGGUUGAUGUGAUCCUCAGAUUUUCUAUUUAUGAUCAUAUUCGAGACAAGUACUUGACAAUCCAAGAUGAUAAAAUGAGGCGUUACCAUUCGCUGAAGACUGAAAAUGGUUUUGACCAACUAAUCUCACUCAAGAUGUUCAAUGAUUCUUCUAAUGGAUAUGUUGAUGAUGAUUGCUGCGUUUUCGGAACAGAGAUUCAUGUUAUUAAGUGUGAAGGCAAAGGGGAGAGAUUUUCCAUUGUAGAAGAACCUGAUGAUGGUGCCUUUACAUGGAUGAUUGAGAAAUUCUCCACAUUGCAAAAAACUCGCAAUCGUUCAGAGGAAUUUUCUCUUGCAAAUCAUAAGUGGCGCUUGCUGUUAUAUCCCAAAGGAGAUUCAAUGGCAAGAGGCAAAAGUGUGUCACUCUUUUUAGAAUUACUUAACAACAGUGCUCAUCCUCAUCAAAGAGUGUAUACAGAAUAUAAGCUGACAGUAAAAGAUCAGGUCCGGGAAAGCCAUCAUGAGAUUACAGGAAGUGAUUGGUUUAACAGCAAAUCAGGCGAAGAUAGCUGGGGAUGUUCUGAAUUCAUGCCGCUUAAUGAUAUUUAUAAUGCAUCAAAGGGAUUUCUAGUGGAUGAUACAUUGAUUGUUGAAGCACAAAUUUCCCUCCUCGCAGAUGUUGAACCUCUCUCCUAAAAAAUCAAUGCUUUAAAUAUGAAUAGUAAUGUAUUACUGUGUGCCAGUGCUUUUCGUGCUAUUGUUUUCUUAUGAGCUAGUGGCCCCAACUAAGAUGAUAAUGGUGAUGUUUAGCUUGAGGAAUUUGGCAAACCAAUUACUCUGUUACAGGCAUAAAGUUUAUUAAUAUUAUAUAUGAAUAUUAAUAUUAUCAGGUAUCAGUUCGAAU
Hevea brasiliensis (rubber tree) is the source of this 1156-nucleotide messenger RNA. RefSeq lists its product as uncharacterized. Lineage: Eukaryota; Viridiplantae; Streptophyta; Magnoliopsida; Malpighiales; Euphorbiaceae. The transcript has 6 exons. Gene Ontology annotation, molecular function: protein binding. The record is from RefSeq and is a predicted model, not a curated record. Bases 1 to 948 code for a protein of 315 amino acids.